Thlaspi arvense is the source of this 1824-nucleotide messenger RNA. Lineage: Eukaryota; Viridiplantae; Streptophyta; Magnoliopsida; Brassicales; Brassicaceae. The record is from the annotation of a GenBank genome assembly.
GAAUCUUUGAACGGCCGAUACUUUCGUCAUGGACAUUCACGAGCACGGAACAAGAAGAAAAGUCGGGUUAAAUGCAAACACUGUGGAAAAGAAAUGUCUGGCUUGAAGCGUCUGAAGUGUCACUUGGGUAGUGUAGGUACAGAUGUAACUCGCUGUGAAAAAGUUACAGAUACUGUUAGAGAGGCGUUUCGUAAGAUGCUUAUGGAGGAAAGAUCCAGUGUUACUGCUGCUAAGGCUAAGAGAGUUGAGGAAGUCCGAAUGGGUACAGCUCGUAAGCGUGGAAGAAGAGAAGAUUCAUCCAGCAAAGGUGUCUCUCCUGAGAAGGGGAAUGCAGGCGUGAAGGCUACUAAACAGGGUCUGUGUUCAAACAAAGCUCAAAAGUUGGUUGGUGGGUGCUCUGAUGGAAAUCGUUUCGACUUUUCAGCUGUGGGUUCCCCAGGCUUGGGAGAAAUGAUGGCUUUAAGCGGUGGUAAGAUCCCUGAUUUAAACGGAAGGAUGCUUCAAGAAGCGUUGAAGGAAGUGCAGGGUCACGUGAGGAGGGUCAUAGAUUCGUGGGAGGUCACUGGUUGCAGCAUCUUGUUGGAUGCUUGGGUUGACCAGAAUGGCCGUGAUCUGGUUUCUAUUCUUGCGGACUCGCCGGCGGGUCCAGUGUAUCUGAAGUCCGUUGAUGUUUCAGAUAUUAAACAUGAUGUCACUGCCUUAACGUCGCUGUUAUCUCGGCUUGUUGAGAAAGCGGGAGUGCACAAGGUGAUCCAGAUCGUUGCACCAUCAACCUCUGGCUGGGUGGGUAAAUUAGGCAAGUCUUUUGCGAGUAACAACGAAAACGUUUUAUGGUCCGUGAGCUUAUCCCACUGCUUCGAGAUUAUGCUGAUGAGGAUUGCGGAAUUACAUUCCCUUGCAGACAUAGUUGACAAAGUCAAUCAGAUCACAGAGUUCGUCACCAACAACCCAUUGGUUCUCAAGCUCGUCAGAGAUCAGUCUCAUGGAACAGGCAACAACACCGAGUUUGAGUUUGUUUUGCCGUAUCUAUCUCUAGAGAGUAUUUUCAAGGCGAAGAAGCACUUGGAAGCCAUCUGUGCUUCAUCCGAAUGGAGUAAAGAUGAGGUCAUAACAAUAUCCAAAUCGGUGAAGGAUUCGUCUUUUUGGGCAACUGUUGAGAAAGUUGUGAAAUCCACAUCUCCUCUGGUUCAAGAUCUACUCUUGUUUUCUACUGCCAACAGUCAGCAAGUUGGAUACAUCUACGACAGUAUGGAUAGCAUAAAGGAGAAUAUAGCGAAUGAAUUUGAUGGCGAGGAGCUGUGUUACGAGCCGGUAUGGGCUGUGAUUGAUGCUGUCUGGAACAACUUCCUUCACAGUCCUCUUCAUGCUGCCGGUUACUAUCUGAACCCGGCUGCUUUCUACUCAACUGGUUUCCAGCCUGAUCCAGAAGUUACCACUGGCCUCUUCUCAUCUCUGGUCCGUUUGGUAAAAGAGUGUCACGUCCUAGCUAAAAUUUCCACACAGCUUGAAAUGUACACACUUGGUAAAGGUAGCUUUGACGAGGCCAGCCAAGUUGAUCAGUUCACUGAAAUCGCUCCAGCUGAGUGGUGGGCUCAAAAGGCGAGAAAGUACCCAGAACUGCAGAGUAUCGCCAUCAAGGUUCUGAGCCAGACAUGUGAUGGUGCUUCAAGGUACAAACUGGACAGGAGCUUAGCAGAGAAGCUGUUGCUCACGAGAGGAAUGAGCCAUGGUGAGAAACAGCAUCUGGAGCAGUUGGCGUUUGUUCAUUACAAUCUUCAUCUACAAAGCUGCAAAGCCAAACUAAGCGAAGCUGCAAACCCAAAC